This is a messenger RNA of Betta splendens (Siamese fighting fish), 2232 nucleotides long. It is a transcript of the gene rnf4, whose product is annotated as ring finger protein 4. The coding region runs from base 631 to 1251 and encodes 206 amino acids. Lineage: Eukaryota; Metazoa; Chordata; Actinopteri; Anabantiformes; Osphronemidae. Gene Ontology annotation, molecular function: zinc ion binding; transcription factor binding. Gene Ontology annotation, biological process: positive regulation of transcription by RNA polymerase II. The record is from RefSeq and is a predicted model, not a curated record. The transcript is spliced from 8 exons.
CCAAAAUCAUGCAGGGGUCGUUAAGGUUGCAAAUAGGUGUCAGAACUUCUGACCAUCUGAAUGUUUGUACAGUAGAGUUAUUCGCAAUACUGAUGGCAUUAAGAUCAGUGGAAAUAAAUGGGAGUGAGAAAAUACUUGAUGGCAGCACUUAAAAGGGUAGCCAUAAAGCUGUCAAAAGAAGAGGGAAAAUGCAUAGUGUGGACAAAGAUCCUGGAGAAGUGGCAGGAGGCGUGGGAUAAAGACUGUAAAAGGAGGGAGCUAAUGUUAAGAGAUGUGAAGAAAGCUGGUUUGAAAGAAGUUAGCUUGGAAAGUUUAUUGGUGAUUGGGAGCGAGGAAAGAGGUUUUAGUGCAUUGAUGCGGUUUUAAUGCUGAACUAGGAUUUAAGACAGGGGAUUGCGCUAGGGGGCGGUAAUGCAACGUUCGGGUUACCGUCCGUCGUUAAACAACACAGAACAAGAAGUGGGAGACGAAGAAGAAACUAAAUUUGAUGCUAACAUUACCCUCAACUGGCGGUUGAAAUUCAUCGUCUUGAUGUUGUACGGUUAACCCAUGGAUUGUUUAUCGUUUAAGUUUUUUACGGUGUGAAUAUUAAUUUAGCCUCUGGGCGAAACUAGCCGUAUCCCUGAUGAUAUGAGCAGCUCUGCUCAGAGGAAGAGGAGGGCAACACAAAGUCCUCUGGUUUCCAGAACCAUCGCCAAGAUCAGCAGAGCACCUAACACUAGGAGAACUGGCAGAGCAGCCAGGACGGCAGCUAACAUUAGAUCGACAUCAAAUAGUGACCCCACCCCCACAGAGACCAUUAAUGUGAUGGACAACACAGAGGACAGUGUGGAGGAGGUGGUGGAUCUGACAUGUGAAGGAUCAGAAGCUGCUGUGGUGGACCUGACGAACAAUGACUCAGUGCUGCUGGUUGAUGAAGGUUGGUGCCCUCCAUCAGGUCCUCAUAGGAGAGUGCCAACAGGUGAGAGUUACAUUGUCAGCAGUGAUGAAGAUGAGGACACUCCUCCCAUCCUAACCUCUGCUGUGGUGACAUCUCAACACAGUACCAGGUUGACCCCAGGGACCAUCAGCUGUCCCAUAUGUAUGGACUCGUAUUUAGAGAUCAUAGAAAGUGGCCGAUUGGUUGUUUCUACGAAAUGUGGACAUGUGUUCUGCAGCCAGUGUCUGAGAGACGCUCUGUCAUCAUCACAUACAUGUCCCACGUGUAGAAAGAGGCUAAUGCCUCGCCAGUAUCAUCCCCUCUACGUCUGACCUCAGCACAUGGUUACUGUUUUUGCUGCUGACCCAUUUUUGUCUGAGGAAAAUGGAUCCUUUUGACAGAGCUGCUUAUUGGUAGAGAAAAUAUGAUUGAUAUAUUAUUGAUGUGUCUCAGUUGAAAUUUACAUUUUUGAUUUGUUUGUGUAACACAGAUGAAAUAAAAACGUUCAGACUAAUAUAGUAAAUUAAUUUAGUUCAAACUAAUAAAUCAGAUGUUGCUGUGUACUUCUACUCUGAAGUAACCAAGUAAUACCACUUUCAAUUGUUUUUAUUUAGCAUUAGCAGAAACAAAUUUUUAAUAAUAAAAUUAUCAGUGAUCUUUCAAGUAUCUUUUAAUUGUUUAAAAGAUACUUGAUUUACAUUCCAGAUGGGUGUUGCAUAAAAUCAGAAAAAAUAAAGGAUUGGGCUGGGGUUUGUCCAAAUAUACUUCUACUUCAUUUAGUUGCAUAAGAGCAGGGUCCCUUAAUUUCAAUAUAGUUUCUACUGGUAUUUAUUUGGUGUUUCCUGUCUUGUGAUAUCCAAAUAUUCCAUCUUGAUUUAGCCCAGACUUUGUUGCACAAGGGCAGAUGAAAUUAGGUUAUGGAGAUUUAUUCUCUGACGUUAGCCUGGUGUAGAGUAGAAUAACAUCUGGGAUAGAUGAAUCCUAAUGACUCUAAAUUAGUUAGUUUAUUUAUUAGUUUAUUUAGUUAGUUUGUUUAUCUCUGUUAUUUACAUUUUUUUCUGCUAAUAUAUGGCUUAAUUUUAUUUGUUACACGUAACAUUGAUGUAAGUGUGCAAUUGAGUAUUAUUUCUUUUUAGAGCCAAUUUAAAACAAAAAUGAUCUCAAAGCACUUAGGCCCAACAAAACUGACGCUUCUAUUUGUUGCCAAUUCAAUAAAGUAUGCCAAGGUUUUGUGCAGUUCGUCUAGAAUUGGCCACAUGAUUUUUUCCCUUAAUUGUUCAAAGCAGUAUAGGCAAUAAAAGAUAUGAGACACA